GCUGAGACCUGCGGCGCAUCCUCUCGCUCCGCUCAGCUCCAGCCCGACGGGAUCCCCUGCGCGGACUCGCCGAGAAUCUGAGGCUCCGGGGAGGUCUAUUAAGAACACUAAUCGCCCUCCAGAAGACGGCUGCUGGAAGUAUUGCCUCAAUACAGGCACACAGGAUCAUUCUGAUUUCUGCUAUAAAGUUAAACCAUGAGUUCCACCCUGUCUUGUUUUGUCCCCUUGGGAUUAGCGUUUUUAAUAUGUCAAACACAGGGUUUUUUCCUGCCCAAUGCCACUCAUUUGGAGAAGCUUCUGAGCAAAUACCAGAAUGACCAGCCUCAUUCCAGAGGCAAGAGAGCCAUCCCCAGGGCAGACAGGGAGGAGAUAUUAAUGCUUCACAACAAACUGAGAGGUCAGGUUUACCCAUCAGCCUCAAACAUGGAAUAUAUGACCUGGGAUGAUGAAUUGGAAAGGUCAGCAGCAGCUUGGGCCCAUGAAUGUAUCUGGGAACACGGACCUGCCACCCUCCUUGUGUCCAUUGGCCAGAACUUGGCAGUCCAUUGGGGCAGGUAUCGUUCUCCAGCGUUCCAUGUCCAGUCGUGGUAUGAUGAAGUAAAAGAUUACACAUAUCCUUACCCCCAUGAGUGCAACCCUUGGUGUCCAGAGAGGUGCUCGGGACCUAUGUGUACUCAUUACACUCAGAUAGUUUGGGCGACUACCAACAAGGUUGGCUGUGCUGUGAACACCUGCAGGAAGAUCAAUGUUUGGGGAGACGUGUGGGAGAAUGCAGUCUAUCUCGUCUGCAAUUACUCUCCAAAGGGAAAUUGGAUUGGUGAAGCUCCAUAUAGAAAUGGCCGGCCCUGCUCUGAAUGUCCGCCCAGUUAUGGUGGAGGCUGCAGGAAUAACCUCUGCUACCGAGAUGAGACUUAUGUACAGAAGCCUGAGACCGAUGAGACGAAUGAGGUGGAAAUGUCUCAGAUUCCUGAGGAGAAUCACGUAUGGGUCCAACCGAGGGUAACCAAACCCACCAAACCCAAGAAAACCACUGCAGACAAUUAUAUGACACAAAUCAUCAAGUGUGAGACCAAAAUGAGGGACAAGUGUAAAGGGUCUACAUGCAACAGAUAUCAGUGCCCGGCAGGCUGUUUCAACAACAAGGCGAAAAUUUUUGGAACUCUUUUUUAUGAAAGCUCAUCGAGCAUAUGCCGAGCUGCCAUCCAUUUUGGUAUCAUAGACGAUAAAGGAGGUCUGGUUGACAUCACCAGGAAUGGGAGGGUCCCCUUUUUUGUGCGGUCUGAAAGGAAUGGCAUUGCAUCUUUAAGUAAAUACAAGGCUUCUAACUCAUUCAUGGUUUCCAAAGUAACAGUGCAGGACCUGGAUUGUUACAACACCGUUGCUGAGCUGUGUCAGUUUGAGAAGCCAAUGAAACAUUGCCCAAGAAUUCGCUGUCCAGCUCACUGUAAGAAUGAACCAUCGUACUGGGCUCCAGUGUAUGGGACCAACAUUUAUGCAGAUACUUCAAGUAUCUGCAGGACUGCAGUGCAUGCUGGAGUCAUCAAAGAUGAAACCGGGGGUUACGUGGAUGUGAUGCCCGUAGAUAAAAAGAAGAUUUACGUUGGUUCACUCAGAAAUGGGGUUCAGUCUGAAAGUUUGCGGACCCCUCGAGAUGGAAAGGCUUUCCGGAUCUUUGCAGUGAAGCAGUAAACUUUCAGAGCCAGGGAAGAAGGGACCUUCUUCACGAGAGUGCUACAAUUUUGUUUUUUGUUUGUUUUUUUGUGUUUUGUUUUGUUUUUUAUAAAUUGUGAGCGUUGAAAAAUUUACUUUUAGUGGCCUUUGAUGUGACAUCCAGGCUGAACGAACCCUUCCUUUCCCAUUCAUCACCUCGGGAGAGAGCAGCAUCUCAUCUCCAUUGGGGAGCAGCGUUGUCCAACAAGGCUUUCAGAGACAGGCUAUCGUUGACCUGAGGCAGGUGCUGAGACCCACUGCCCAAAGCCCUGGUACCAUAACACGCAGGGAACAAUGGCUGCCUGAGAUGAACAAAAGAUUUUUUUUAAAAAGCCAUUCUGGUAUGGGUAUGUGUAGAGAGGGAGGGUUUCCAACUCUUCAGAGAAGAAAAGAUUUUGACUCAAAAGUGCUCAGUUAACAGAAUAGAUUGGGGAAAAGGUAUGUUAGGUGAUGGGCGAGUAGAAUUUAGUCAAGAGGGACGGAUGGUAGAAGAUGUAAAAAUAAAUAAAAACCAUCCUUAUUAAUAAAGAAACAUGGGUUUUAAUGUUUGCUGGUCAGACAAUUUAUAGGAAAUGAGAGGACUGGGGGAGGGGCGAAAUAGAAAAUGAGGGAAUAAAUCUCCUGUCCUGGUACAUCUCCAAGUUAAUGGGCCCCAACUGGUCAUUAGUUUUUAAUAACCAAGUGAAAUUUAAUACACACAGCAGUGCUGGUUUUAUCUAAGCAGCAACUCAUAAGAUUAAUGUUUUUGUCAUUCAUUUCAUUCAUUCAUAGCACCUAUUUUUUAUUUCAAUUUCUGGUGUAGUUUGGGGACUCAUGGGCUAGAGUCUUUACUGUUAGCCCAUAUGAUAUGCCAGACUAUAGGUUUUUAUUGUUCGUGUGUCCUUGCUUUAAAGUGAAUUUUUAUUGAAUCCUUGGUUCCAUAGAGUAACUGAAGAACAUGCCCAGUGUUGUGUAUAUAUCAAUGUGUGUUUGUGUGUAUAUAAUAAACACAUACACUUAUUCUAUAUAUACCCACACAUGGCAUCAUUGUUAGGGCAUGAAAAUCCCCUUUUAUGAAUUACUUUCUCAAAGGAUGACCUAUUUUUUUUUUCCUUCUUAAAUAUUUUUGAUUUUGGCUCCCUUCAAGCCUAGCACUCUUCCCCAGUGGACAUUCUUCUCUGUGGUUAGCAAGAUUUGGAGAGGGAUGGCUUUGUGGUUAUGAAGCUGCCCCUAGGUUUAAUGACAACCGUAGAAUGUAACACAUGAGUAUUAUUUCUCUUCCUGUUAUUGUGGAACUGUAGUUUCCCAAUGUUCCAAGGCUCCGAGGAGUCCUGUGUUGUUUGGGUCAUGCUUUUUUUUUUUUUAAACCUCAGUUCCUCAUGAGCUUGUAACAAAGCUGCAUAAUAAAGAUACUUAUGUUAGAAAUUCAUUUUGUAGGAUGGUAAAAGAUUGACUUUUUUUUCCAAAUGUUGGUUUUAAAUUUAAUUUUGUUUUCCAUGGAGUAAGUUCUAAGACAGGGACCUAGCAUCAAGUUAAAAAUCUAAGCUGGUUUGCACAUUAUCAAGAAGUUAAGCAUGGGAGAUCUAUCUACCUUGGGAAUAAGUAAGGCAAAAUUACAUUAUUGCAUGCCAAUCUACUACAGCAUUUGAAGAUAGGUAGACUUUAGCUUUAGAUAGCAAGAAAGCAAUUAAAUUUGUAGCUAGACAGAUGCUAAAAAUUAGUUUGAACAUAUUUUGCUUAAUUAAGUGCCUGCUUGGAGUUAUUCAUAGGCAUCUGCGUGAAAAAUUUCAUUAUUCCAAUAUUCAUGUGUUCAUUUGUCCAUUCAAUGUUUAUUAAGCACUUACUGUAUGCAAGGCGCAGUGCUAGACACUUACGUUUUGUAUGAAGGGUGCCAAAUAUCUGGAUAUUUGGCAGCCUCUGGAUGCCUAGGGUCAAGAUGACAGAAUUGUCCACUUUUUAAUGAGAUAUUUAUGGUUGUGUUACGCAAGUCAACCAGAUUCCUUAGUUUGGUAAAUAACAUGGUAACAGUCCAGUGAAACCUGGGUAUAUUUCACCAGCAAGCAUCUUGCUAUUAAGUAGAUACCAGAAACUCUUUUCAUAUACUUAAGUGUCUUGUAUGCCUCAUUUGAACAUAAGGUAUUGGUGCUCUAUAAAAGCCAUAACUUCAAUCCUUCUAACAGUGUAAAAUCAACUUGACCAGAACCAGAUCUCUGGUUUGAUUGGGUUUUUUUUUUUGUUUUGUUUUGUUUUGCUUUUCAUUCAUCACCUGUGUAUUUUGAAACUGGAAUAAUUUUCAUUUGUAAUCACUGGUCUUUUUAACUGAUAGCAUGUCACAAUUUCCCCAUAAGCCUGUUGGACAAGGGCCAUCUGUAAAUCCAUGUUUUGCACUGGGCCAUGCAUGGUAUUAGAAAUCGACGUCUAAUAAUCUAAGAAACAAAAGUAGGGUCAGGUUAUUUCAUGUCUCCUGUUUCCCAAAUAAAAUGCUUACCAUUUUCUUUGAUUGUCAACUUUCACCGUGUUCUUACAUCUGUAUUAUGUUUAAUAAUAUUAUCUGCAGGUCACCUCUACCUGCAGUUUAUAUAUGUGCUUUUUUCUAUGAAAAAUGAUGUAUUUUUACUAUUUCCUAUGUACAAAAGUUUAUUGUAAAUUUUUUUGUGUGUGCUUUGCAUGAACAAGGGGCCAUACUUUGUUUUUUAAAAAGUCUAGUUUUUUCCUAA
Messenger RNA from Vombatus ursinus (common wombat), 4406 nucleotides. RefSeq names its product cysteine rich secretory protein LCCL domain containing 2 (gene CRISPLD2). Lineage: Eukaryota; Metazoa; Chordata; Mammalia; Diprotodontia; Vombatidae. The record is from RefSeq and is a predicted model, not a curated record. Gene Ontology annotation, cellular component: extracellular region. The transcript has 15 exons. Bases 196 to 1689 code for a protein of 497 amino acids.